This is a messenger RNA of Zea mays, 1629 nucleotides long. RefSeq names its product benzyl alcohol O-benzoyltransferase. Bases 41 to 1408 code for a protein of 455 amino acids. The record is from RefSeq and is a predicted model, not a curated record. The transcript is spliced from 2 exons. Lineage: Eukaryota; Viridiplantae; Streptophyta; Magnoliopsida; Poales; Poaceae.
AUGUAAGAAGGGGAGCAUAUAGUUUGUGCGCGUCAUCAUCAUGACGCUCGACUUCACCGUGCGGCGGCGCGAGCCGGAGCUCGUCGGCCCGGCGAGGCCGACGCCACGCGAGACCAAGCGCCUGUCCGACAUUGAGGACCAGGUGGGGCUGCGCUGGCACGUGCCGUUCGUCCUCUUCUACCGCGGCCGUGGAGGUGGAGCCAGUGCAGACGACGGCGACCCGGCGGCCGUCGUCCGCCGCGCGCUCGGCGAGGCGCUGGUGCCGUACUACCCGCUCGCCGGGAGGCUGAGGGAGGUGGAGGGGCGGAAGCUGGUCGUCGACUGCACCGGCGAGGGGGUGCUGUUCGUGGAGGCGGAAGCCGACGCGCGGCUGGCGGAGCUCGAGGCGGCCGGGCUGCGGCCGCCGUUCCCGUGCAUGGAUCAGCUGCUGUUCGACGUGGACGGCUCCGGCGGCGUUCUCAACAGCCCCCUGCUGCUAAUCCAGGUGACCCGGUUGCGGUGCGGCGGCUUCGUCUUCGCGCUGCGCCUGAACCACACCAUGUGCGACGCCGCGGGCAUCGUCCAGUUCAUGCGCGCCGUCGGGGAGCUGGCCCGCGGCCUCACUGAACCAACGGCGACCGUCGCCACGCCCGUGUGGUGUCGCGAGAUCCUGGACGCCCGCAGCCCGCCAAGGCCAUCGUUCCCUCACCGCGAGUACGACCCCGUGCCGCCGCCGCCGCCGUCGUUCCCACCGCCGGGCGACAUGGUCAUGCGCACCUUCACCUUCGGCCCGGGCCACGUCGCCGCGAUCAAGAAGAGCCUCUCGGCGCAGCGGGGCAGCGGCGGCGGCGGCGGCAAGGCGACGACCUUCGAGGCGCUCGCGGCGUUCGUCUGGCGCGCCCGCACGGCCGCGCUGGAGAUCCCCGCGGACGAGGACGCGCGCCUGGUCAUCGCCGCCAGCGUCAGGGGCGUGCGCGACCUGGGGCUCCCCGCGGGCUACUACGGGAACGCGUGCGUGUACCCGGCGGCGGUGGCCGCCGCCGGGGCGCUGCGGGGCGGCGGCGGCGGCACCCUGGGCGACGCGGUGGAGCUGGUGAGGGAGGCCAAGAGGUCGGCGGUGAGCGCCGAGUACGUGCGGUCGACGGCCGACCUGAUGGCGCUGCGCGAGCGCCCGUCCCUGGCGACCGCCAACAUGCUCAUCGUGUCCGACAACCGCCACGCGGGGUUCCGCCACGUGGACUUCGGGUGGGGCGAGCCCGUGUACGGUGGCCCAGCGGCCGCCUUGUUCGUGUUGACUUUUAUCGUCACCAUCACGAACGGCGACGGCGAGGACGCCAUCGCCGUGCCCAUCGUGCUGCCGCGGUCAGCCAUGGACCGGUUCGCGUCCGAGGUGAAGAUGCUGUGUGCCUGUGUUGAAGAAGAGUUGUAGUGUAGCGCAGGCGUUUUGGCGCGUUGCGGUGUGUUUGUUUCAAACUUUGGACUCUUCGUACUGUCUGCUGUGUUGUCGCUCUACCUACCUUCUUCCAUUUGGUACUGCCGUGCUGGUGAUGUACAUGUGUACUGCAUGGUGUGCCUUGUGUGGUCAGGUAUAGGGGUAUAUAAAAGAGCAAUCAGGCAUAUAUAAUAUAUAUAUAUAUCGUUGUAUGUGUA